This is a messenger RNA of Prunus dulcis (almond), 960 nucleotides long. RefSeq lists its product as uncharacterized. The record is from RefSeq and is a predicted model, not a curated record. The transcript has 2 exons. Lineage: Eukaryota; Viridiplantae; Streptophyta; Magnoliopsida; Rosales; Rosaceae. Bases 1 to 960 code for a protein of 319 amino acids.
AUGGGACCUAUGUUGCCACGUCAACAUUUAACGGACUUGUUAACAGUAAAAGUAGCAGAUGUACCUAUGUACGUUUUUCGUGAGUUUGUGUAUGAAUUUGUAGAGUCCUACAAGUUUGGGUUCCAAUUUGAAACGACUGUCAAAGUGAGUGCUAAUGGCUGGGAUGCUAAUUUUUUAUCUAGUGACUCUUGUCACAAACCGUGGAAGGGCACCUCUAGUGGUUAUCCUGCAUUUCUUCAAGGCUGUGAGUUUGUGGUUGGUGGAGGAGAUAGGGUGAGAUUUUGUGAGGAUGAUUGGUGUAGGGGAGGUGUGCUCAAAGAGGUUUUCCCCAGACUCUUCAUUCUGUCCAGUAAGCAGCAUUCCAGUAUUUCUUCUGUUGUGAGUUCCGGGGCGUAUCCCCAGAAUUGGGAUUUCGGACUUAGAAGGCACCUUACUGUGUGGGAGAUUGAUGAGGUGACUAGGUUACUGGUUAUCCUGAAUGGCGUUAGAUUGAUUCCCUCUAGGAGGGACAACAGGUGUAAGUUGGAUCACUCUGGGUUAUACUCAUGCCACUCUUUUCGUUCCUUCAUUCAGGAUAAUGGUUCUGCAGAGAAGUUCCCUCCUUACCCUCAAAUUCCAGUAAUUCUUCUAUGGCAGGUUGCCAUUGGAAAAGUAAAUACUUCUGACACUUUGCAGAGGCAUCGCCCCUUUAUGUGCUUAUCCCCACUGGUGCACUCUUUGCAUAUGGACAGGGAAAGCACGGAUCAUCUGUUCAUUCACUGUUCCUACACCUUAAAGGUGUGGUGGUUACUUCUUCGGGAAGUUAAUGCUGCUUGGGUUAUUCCUAAAGGCUGCUUUCAGCUGUUAUCCUACAAGAUUGAUGCGCUGGGUAGGGGGAAGAAAGCUAAAGUUCUGUGGGGUUGCUUGGUGCAUGCAGUGUUUGGGAACUUAUGGUUGGAGCGUAACAGAAGAAUUUUUUAG